GAAGUGGCGCCCUGUCCGUUCCGUCGGGGUCACGGGGUUAGCUCCGCCCACUGAUUGCUCUUUGCAUACCGACUUCCGCCCCUCUCCGCUUUCCUUCCUCCGCCGCCGGUGACCGGCUGCUGCUGUCGCCGCCGCAGGAGGACCAGAGCUGACUGGAAAACUUAAUUCGGGGCUGAAACGGGCGGCUGUCGUUCGGAGUCGGUUCCUGAAGCCCCGUGACGGGAUGUGGCGGUUGGACCGGAGCGGGAGGCGGAUCGGCGCAGAAUGCGGUUCCCGGUGUCGGUGUUGUGGAUGUUUGAGUCCGGAUUCGAUCUUCUAACUCACAGGCCCGCCUGAACCUUUAACGGCUUUUCUUUCUGCUCUCCGAGCCGGAAUGCCGCCUGGCGUCGGACCGCUUUCUGGUUCCGGUUCGGUCUUUUAGCUGCUCCUGAACUCUGUUAGUCCCGAAGUUUGUCCAAAGGCGGGUUUUCCGUCCGGUUUUUGGAUUCCGGCACCUCGUCUCCCCUUCGGACCGUCUGUCUGUUCAACGAUGAGCUGCGUCCACAGGCUGCUCGACCUGCUGCUGCGGGGACUCGUCGUCUCUGCGGUACUGGGACCCGACUAUCCCCCGGGACCCGGAACCAGUCCGGGAACUGCCAGCAGCGCAGACCCCUGUGUCACCGUGAUGCCGCCGUGCGCGGGUGAGGCCGACCGCUUCAGCCUGGAGGCGCUGCGUCAUAUCCACAGACAGCUGGACGACGACAAGGACGGGGCCAUCGAGGUCAACGAGAGCCUGGGGUUCAUCAUUGAGGACAUGAAGCAGCAGCAGACCCACAAACACAGUAACCUGCACCGUGAGGACCAGCACAUCACCGUGGAGGAGCUCUGGAAGUCCUGGAAGACGUCUGAAGUUCAUAACUGGACCACGGAGGACACGGUGCGGUGGCUGAGGGAGUCGGUGGAGCUGCCGCAGUAUGAGAAGAACUUCUGGGACUUCCGGGUCACAGGGAACACCUUACCACGGAUAGCGGCCAACGAGCCGUCCUUCAUGUCCAUGCAGCUGAAGAUCAUGGACCAGCGGCACAAACAGAAGCUGAACCUGAAGGCCCUGGACGUGGUUCUCUUUGGACCUCCUCUCCGUCCGCAGCACAACUGGAUGAAGGACUUUGUCCUGAUAGUCUCCAUCGUGAUCGGUGUUGGCGGCUGCUGGUUUGCCUACGUGCAGAAUAAGUCCAGCAGGGUGCACGUCUCCAAGAUGAUGAAGGAUCUGGAGAGCCUGCAGCAUGCCGAGCAGAGCCUGCUGGACCUCCAAAGCCGGCUGGAGAAGGCUCAGGAGGAGAACCGGACUGUGGCGGUGGAGAAGCAGAACCUAGAGCAGAAGAUGCGGGAUGAGAUCUCCGGUGCCAAAAAGGAGGCGCACCGACUUCGAGAGCUGAGAGAGGGCGCCGAGUGCGAACUCAGCCGCCUGAAAUACGCUGAGGAAGAGUUGGUGCAGGUGCGGAAGGCUCUGAGGCGAGCGGAGAAGGAGAUGCAGUCAGAGCGCUCGGUGCCUGAAGCGCUGCAGAAGUGGCUCCAGCUGACACAUGAGGUGGAAGUUCAGUAUUACAACAUCAAGAAGCAGAACGCCGAGCUGCAGCUCUACGUCGCCAAAGAUGAGGCGGAGAAAAUCAAAAAGAAGCGAGGAUCUGUUUUCGGGACGCUUCACGUGGCUCACAGCUCAUCACUGGACGAGGUCGACCACAAGAUCCUGGAGGCAAAGAAGGCGCUGUCGGAGGUGACGGCGUGCCUGAGGGAGCGUCUGCACCGCUGGCAGCAGAUCGAGAAGCUGUGCGGGUUUCCCGUCGUCAGUAACUCGGGGUUGCCGAGCCUGACGGCCAGCCUCUACUCGGACCACAGCUGGGUGGUCAUGCCGCGCGUCUCGGUGCCGCCGUACCCCAUCGCAGGAGGAGUGGACGAUCUGGACGAGGACACGCCUCCCAUCAUUCCACAGUUUACAACGGCAGCGUUGAUCCGGCCCGUGCUGCCGCGUAGCAGCUCGUGUCGCUCCCGGCGGAGCCUGCUGAGCUCCGCGCAGACCUCCCUGAUGUCUCCGGACCCGGACCUGCUGUCUGUGGCCAGCUCCUCCCUCUCCUACCGCCACGAGGCCGACGACGAGCACAUCAUGUUCAGCAUCGACAGGAGCCGGGAUCCAGCUCAGGACGGCGGCUCCGACACCGACUCCCUCAGCUCUUCGAUCAGCCGCAGGCAGCUGGUGGGUUUGGAGACGCCGCGCCGCAAGAUCUCACGCGACGAGCUGCUGCUGUUCGGCCAGAGUGCGGAGCUUCCGGCGUCCACGCCGACCACGUCCAGCAGCAGCAGCAGCAGUGUCAGGGACUCCACGCCGCCCCCACUGUUUCCCACCCCCUCAGGCCCGCCCUCCACCUCGCCCUCUCCGGCCUUGAAGCACCACCAGUUCGUCCAGUCAGGCUCGCCCGACCUCACCCGCAUCAUCCCGGAGUCCCAGAGUAUGACCUUCUCCACGCCGACGGGGAAGGGCGCGUACAACGGCACGUUGGAGAAGUCCUACAGCUUCGGCCAGCUGCCCCCCAGCAUGCUGCCCAACGUGGGCCGCUUCCCGUCCCUGACCUCCCUGGACUCGGAGGGGCGGAGCAAGCUGCAGAGCACCUCCUCCCAGGACUCCAGUGACAACGGAGAGAAAAUCAAGCGCUCGUCAUCCAAAAUCAAGAGUCUGUUUAAGAAGAAGAAAUAGAUUUUACAGAGCGAGAGCCCCGAGAGUCGUUUGUCGCUAACAUAAAGCUAAAUUCUAAUAAUUACAUCUUUAAAGAUGGAACGUAGCUCAGACUGGGUGCUGAAACUCUGCAGACUGCUUUAACGUCUUAUUUACUUCAUGGAGGUCAACGAAAGGUCAAGAAAAUCGUGUCAGUUCACUGUCUAAUAAUGUUAUUUUUAAAAUCUGUCCGUUGACAUUUAGUGUUGACAAACGCCGUUUAAGGAGCCGCACGAGCUUCACGGCGCUGACGUGCAGAAAGAAGCGGGUUUGGGUGUUGGAGUCGUCGUGACUCGCGCAGUGAAGAACGUGUCACACUACUGCUAUCCGCGGCGUUCGUGUCGAGCGUUACACAGAGGAGAAGCUACGAGCAGCUGCCCCCCAAAAACUAAAGUCAGAACCAAAACUGUUUGAGGCGUCUUUAAUGCAGCUGCUCAUGAUUUCUCCAUUUCUCUAUAAACUGGCAGAUUAAAGGUUUUUAUUCUUAUUGGUGGGAAUUCCUAUGACAUGAACUUUACUGAAGAAACUGGUCUGCACAUACAGAUUUAAUAAGUUUGUAGCCGAACAUAUGGCGAGUCCAUCAGCCGUCUGUCUUCAUCCCUCAAAACCCCUCCCACUUCUGCAGCAGCCAAUCAGAGCUCAUUAGCUUUCAAAGCCAGCGAGCUGCAGGACGGAGUUCUGCUAUUCCAAGAACAUCGCAAGUUCUGGUGUUGGACUUUACUUUCAUUGUCUUCCUCUGUCUCACCAACAUCCCUCAGCACAUCCAUAAACCUCCUCUGUCCUCCCACUUCUCCUCCUGCCUGGUGGCUUCAUCCUCAGCAUCCUUCUCCCUAUAUAUCCUGGGUCCCUCCUCUCCACGUCCAAACCAUCUCAAUCGCACCUUGCUGACUUUCAUUCCCCUUCUCUCCAGAGCACACCUCCACCUCCCCGACCUCAACCUGCUUUCUGCUCUCACUGCACAUCACAUGAUCUGCAAACAUCAUAGUCCACGGAGACUCCUGUCUGAUCUUGUCCGUCAAUGUGUCCAUCACCACUGCAAACAAGGAAGUCCUUGUCCAUGUCCUGCACCACCCUCACAUACCCUCUCCAGUCGUCCUCAUGUGGUACCACACCUCUUCUCUCUGCACCCUGUCAUAAUCGUUCCAGUGGAGCUCCUCCUGGUCUUCUCUGUACAUCUCCAUCGGUGCUCUCAGACCAAACAUUGGUCCUUCUCACUGUGGUUGUUGAUGUCUUUCAGUCACGUGGUCAGAAUGUUUUUGGGUUCCGUCACUCGUUUCCGCCACAUGCUGCAGUGUCUGUCGUAUGUUAGGCUACAAACUUGUCAUUUUUUCAUUUUGUUUGACUACCUGAGUAACUGCGUGCUGUGGCCACGCCCACCUAACAGUGUCAUACCUCUGUCUUGGUGCCAGAUUUGACCGUUUGAGUCGGUGUUUUCAGCAGAAAGCGAUGCGAGUGCCAGAAAAUGGCAGGAAUGUCUUUUUUGUUGAUGUUUUGUAAUGUUGCUGUGAUUGACAGCUGACUGUGAUGUGUUUACACUCUGACAUGAGGAUCUGCCAAUCACCACACACCGAGUUGCUCGUGCCCACGCCACGCCGUCCUGCACCGUGCACCAAACUGUGUGCGGUGCUCUGAUGUCAGAUGCUUCAUUCACACUGUGAUUGGCUGCUGCAGGUCGACGACAUGACCACGCAGCGACGCUUGUGAAGGUCACGUCCACCACAGCACACGAGGAAGGAAAUGAGGAGGACGUGAAUGUUUACCAGACAUUUCAGGGUUUCUUUGUUUUAUCGGGGGGACAAAAACAUUUUGUGUGAAUAUUUCUAUAGAAUAAUUAAUUAAAAAAGGAGUUUGA
Messenger RNA from Thalassophryne amazonica, 4598 nucleotides. It is a transcript of the gene stim2b, whose product is annotated as stromal interaction molecule 2b. The record is from RefSeq and is a predicted model, not a curated record. Gene Ontology annotation, molecular function: protein binding; calcium ion binding; calcium channel regulator activity. Gene Ontology annotation, biological process: activation of store-operated calcium channel activity; intracellular calcium ion homeostasis; store-operated calcium entry. Gene Ontology annotation, cellular component: plasma membrane; endoplasmic reticulum. The transcript has 12 exons. Lineage: Eukaryota; Metazoa; Chordata; Actinopteri; Batrachoidiformes; Batrachoididae. Bases 530 to 2728 code for a protein of 732 amino acids.